Anopheles arabiensis is the source of this 1803-nucleotide messenger RNA. Its product is annotated as bile salt-activated lipase-like. The coding region runs from base 24 to 1745 and encodes 573 amino acids. The transcript is spliced from 2 exons. Lineage: Eukaryota; Metazoa; Arthropoda; Insecta; Diptera; Culicidae. The record is from RefSeq and is a predicted model, not a curated record.
UUAGUAGCAGAUAUUUUCCCGAAAUGUCUACACAGAACAAACCACGAGCCCUUGGCAUUGUGCUAGCGUUCCUCAGCGUCCUGACGCUCACGCAUCUUCCAACCGCCAGUUCCCAGAGUGACCCCACGCGGCCUAUCAUCGACAGUCCGGCCGGGCAGGUGCAGGGUACAACGGAGUCCUGCGGUCUGUUCUGCACCUACUAUUCCUUCAAGGGCAUUCCGUACGCAGAGCCACCGGUCGGCUCGUUGCGCUUCCGCAAUCCGGUCCCGCGAGCGAGGUGGACCGGCGUCCGGGACGGUAGCAACCAUGGGUCCGAGUGUCUGCAGGUGUCCGUCGUUCCCGGACAGGUGCGGGGCGGUGAGGACUGUCUCUACCUCAACAUCUACACCCAGCAGCUCGUGGGCCUGCGUCCGGUGAUGGUGUGGAUUCACGGCGGUGGUUACAGCAUCAACUCGGGCAACAGUGUUGACUUUGGGCCAGAAAAGCUGGUCCAAGAGAAUGUGCUGCUGGUCACGCUCAACUAUCGGCUCGGUGCGUUGGGCUUCCUGAGUACGGGCGAUCGGUACGCGGCCGGCAACUGGGGACUGAAGGAUUGCCUGCAGGCCCUCCGCUGGGUACGGUCCAACAUUGCCGCCUUUGGUGGUGACCCGGACAGUGUAACGAUCUUUGGAAAUUCGGCCGGCGCUGCCCUGGUGCAUCUGCUCGUACUGACCGACGCUGGCGCCGGGUUGUUCCACCGGGCGAUUGCACAGAGCAGUACCGCGCUCGUACCGUACGCCUUCCAGACAAGGCCACGCUUCUAUGCCGAUCGUAUUGCGUCGGCGCUCGGGUUCGGCACGGACAGCAGCACGUACGUCGAGCGGCUGCGAACCAUUCCCGCGGAACAGUUCGUUCCCUUCCAGGAGGCUACAGUUACCAUCCCGGUGCCACGGUUUCUUCGUCCGCUUGACUUUGGACCCGUCGUUGAGCCGGGUGACGCACCGGACGAGGUCAUCGUACGGCAGCGCCCGAUCGAGCUGAUCCGAACCCGGGCCCAUCGGGUUCCGUUCCUCGUGGGGUACACCGAUCUGGAGGGUGCCUUCUUCACUGCACUGGACAAUGCGAUCGAUCCCACGGUGAAAGGACAGUUCAAUGCGAAUCCUCAUCUGUUCGUGCCGUUCUUCUGGAAUGUUGGCGCUGGUACUGCCGCCUCGAGUCAGAUCAGCGGCGCGUUUCGCGAGCACUACUGGCAGAGCCGACCGUUGGACGCCAGCCUGGACUACGAGUGGACGGUGUACCAGUCCGACCACAUGUUUGCGUUUGCCAUCGAUCAGACGGUCAGGCUGCACGCGCAAACGACGCCCGCUCCGCUGUACUACUACCAGUUCGCGUACGACGGGGAUUUGAAUCUGUACAAGAAGCUGUUCGGCGUGCAGCACCCGGGUGCGAUACAUACGGACGACCUGCCGUACCUGUUCCACAUACCGGCGGCCAUGCUGGAGCCGGUGUCGCCCGACAGCCACGCGAAUACCGUGAGCAGCCGUGUCGUUCGGAUGUGGACCAACUUUGCCAAAACGGGCAAUCCUACCCCUGGGCAGGACGCCUUGCUACAGAACGUGCAGUGGCCAACGGUCGGAGCGACGGGCACUGGGUACCUGUCGAUUGGGCACGAUUUGCUACCGGUCCAGCAAACGCCCAACCCAACUCGUAUGAACCUGUGGUACAAUCUGCAGCAAACCUACGCAAAUGCACCCUUUGAAAUAUGAUUUAAUUGACUGUGGCGGUGUUGACUUACAUGCGCGUUCGGGUGAAUAAACUAAUUAG